Aspergillus alliaceus is the source of this 1303-nucleotide messenger RNA. RefSeq lists its product as uncharacterized. The record is from RefSeq and is a predicted model, not a curated record. The transcript has 4 exons. Lineage: Eukaryota; Fungi; Ascomycota; Eurotiomycetes; Eurotiales; Aspergillaceae. The coding region runs from base 390 to 1100 and encodes 236 amino acids.
AUUUUGACGAUCAGCCUGACAUUACCUCGACUCCCCUGCUGGACAGGGUUGCUCUCUUGCUUUCUUUCUUUUUAUUCUCCCAUAAACGAUCGAAUUUCCCCCCACUUCAGGUUCACGGCUAGAACACAGUCUCCAACUCGCCAAUUGUAUACCUCGAAGCCAGCCUCCGCAUUGCAUGAGUACUUGUCUCGGACAGCUCCUAUUUUGCUUAUUGUCCCUAGUGAUCGCAACUGGGUCAUUUCCUUGUGAAAAUUAUAUCUGGGGCAUUCUUCCAUUGGCGUACGCCCCACUCGGAUUUACUGUCCAAUAUUGCGUCCGUCGACGUUGCACUACUCGCUCUCAACCGUGCCAGAAUAGAGAACCCCCUUUACUUCACAUUGAUCGUCAACAUGUACAACCGCAACGUCCCAGCUCCAGGUCCUCACAGCCGCAAUCCGAUUGUGAUCGACGACGAAAGUGAAGACGACGACAUGAACGUCGAUUAUUCCGGACGGCAAACUCAUCCACCCGGGAUCGGUCUCGAGAUGAACCGCAUGCGCGGCCUCUCAAACUACCACACAACCAUCGAACAAGAAAAGAAAGUGCGCAGCCGUCUCCGCGAAGAAAGACACGCUGCGCUUUGUGUCCUGAUGGACCGGGAACUUCUCACCGUGCAAGCAUUGGCCGCGCAGGAGACUCUUCCCCAAGCCCGUCGCCGCUUCUUGUCCAAACUUAUUGCGCCCGAAGACCCCGAGGUAGCGGCCUCUAUCCGCUCGGACAUUUUUAUCGUCCAGAACCAGUCCUCUCCAUCUCCAUCGAGUAAUUCGGCCUUAGUUGUUCAUCGGAGUGUUGUUGACGUUCACGAAACGGAUGAUGAUGGUUGGAGGCGGCCCACCGACGCUGGAGGAUCCGCGUCUGCGUUCUCAUCGCCUGCUUCUUCGUCGAAGAAUAAGGGGCGGUUGUCGACGCCAGAUCGGGCGAGAGGUAAGGGGAAGGCGGCCGCUGGAUCUGGAUCUGGAUCUGGCUCGGCGGGUCGGGGCCAGCAUUUGAGAGAGAGGGAGAGGAGAAGAAGAUGGAGUGGGGCUGAGAGGGAGGAUGAGUUUGGGGUUUCGUCGUCUUGAUCUUUGUUCUCUUUGUUCUCUCUUUCUCUUUCUUCUCUAAGUUAUCGAUGGACAUUGUUUCCUAGAUUUAUGCAUUUAUUUUGUAUGGAUGAUUGAAAGAAAUGAAUAUUCACAAUGGGCUCAUGUAUAUAUCCCUAAGGCCGUCCCAUCCGUAAGAUAUCCUGAUCGUCCCAUAAUCUACUAUACAAAAAAGACAGACAACA